AUGGAAGAUCUAUUUGAAAACCAUUUGACAAGUGACAAAGCAAUUGUUAAACAUGAACCAGAAAAUAAUCAAUGGUUUUUAAUAAAUCCUUCUUAUAUAGAUAGAGUUUAUAAGACUAUUGAAAAUCUGGAAAAGCAAAAAAAAUCAUUUGAAAGAUCUUACAAAAAAUUAGUAGAAGAUGGAAAGUGGUGGGAUAACUUCAAGGAACAAGAUAUUGUUAUUAUUAAUGAAUUUGAUGAUUACAAAAAUUCACAACAAAAUUUAAAAAAAAGAAAAUUAGAAAAAACUAAUCCAGAAAUAAAUCAAAUUUCUAAAAAAUAUCAUACAACAAUUAAAUCAGAUAAUAGAAUCAAAACAGAUUUUGAUUCAGAACCAGAAGUACAGAAGAAUUUAUCUACCAAUGAAGUACAAAAGAAUUCAUCUACAAAUAAAACGAAUCAUCAAGAAUUUUUAAAUAAAAAUGAAAAACACAUUCAUGUAUCUGAGGAGUAUUUAGUUUAUGAAAAUGAUUUAUUUGAAGAUGAUUCAGAUAUUAGCAAUGAUUAA
Molecule: messenger RNA, 546 nt
Organism: Dentiscutata erythropus
Lineage: Eukaryota; Fungi; Glomeromycota; Glomeromycetes; Diversisporales; Gigasporaceae
Source: the annotation of a GenBank genome assembly